UGGGGGCAGGGAUGAGACACUUGACGGAGUAAUCCACUUCUGAGUGUUUCUUCUUCUUCGUCUUCGUCUUCGUCUUCGUCUUCUUCUUCUUCUUCUUCUUCUCUCUCCUCCUUUUCUGCAUCUAGAGAGAGACAAAGCGGCAUAUAGAAAAGGAACUUGCUCUCCUUCCCUUCUCGUACGUGGAAAAAGCCAACUCCAUGCUCUUGGCCCCCAACCAUACUUCAAGCCUCUCUUAGAUUCAUUCUCCUAAAGGAUAACCCAUUGCCAGCGAAGCUCCGAUCUGCAUCUUCUUCCCCUCUAUGAUCGCCUCCGGCACCGACAUCGCCCGCUCCUUCGGCGUCGGCGGCGGCUUCGUCUCCCGGAUGAUGGCGGGGGCACGGCCGAAUGCAGCCGUCGCGGUCACGGCCUUGGCGGGCCUCGCUGUGGUCGUCGUUCUCUUCUACUCUGCCAGUAGGGGACGCCUUAAAUCGCCUUGGUCACGCAAGAAAAGAAAGCACGCACUUUCACCGCAACAAUGGAGGAGUUUGUAUACGCCAGAUGGGAAACUUCGAGAUGGCGGCCUUAAGUUUUUAAAAAAAGUUCGGAGUGGAGGUGUAGAUCCAAGUAUUAGAGCAGAGGUCUGGCCAUUCCUUCUUGGAGUCUAUGACUUGACCAGUUCUGAAGAAGAAAGAGAUGCUGUAAGAGUACAGAAGAGGAAAGAAUAUGAAAGGCUUCGCAAACAAUGCCGAUCUUUACUGAAGUUUGGGGAUGAGAGUAUGAAGUUGAAUGAUGAUGAUAUGAACUGCCACAAGGAGGGGGGCAUUCAGCAUGCUGCUCAUGGUGAUGGCUCUUCAAUGAACUGCAACAAGGAGGGGGACAAUCAGCAUGUUGCUCAUGGUGAUGACUCUUCAAUGAACUGCAACAAGGAGGGGGACAAUCAGCAUGUUGCUCAUGGUGAUGACUCUUCAAUGAACUGCAACAAGGAGGGGGACAAUCAGCAUGUUGCUCAUGGUGAUGACUCUCCUAGUUUGGGAGAUGUGAUAAGUGCUAGAGAAUCAAUUUCUAGUGAUGAAAGGGGUUUAAACUCGGGGGUUUUGUUGGAAGAGGAUGACAGUUCUAGAGGGAUGACAAAUGCUGAUUCUUCUGUUCUAAAUACUGAAUCAUCUGACUCAGAUUCGUCUGGGGAUCCUGAAGUUAGUCAUACAUUCCCUUCCUCUGAUGGUAGAGAAGAUAAUGAUCCUGAUUUCACCUCCAAAAAUUUGUCUCCCUUGGUUGAGGUUACAUCCAAAUUUCGCAGUAAUGAAGACUUUACAACAUGGCAGCGGAUCAUCCGUCUUGAUGCAGUACGUGCAAAUGCAGAAUGGAUAGCAUAUGCACCAUCCCAAGCAGCAGUAUCGGAUGAUAAGGCUAGGCAUUUGGCUGAGGUUGUUGGUUUGAAAGAUUACGAUCACCUAGAGUCAUCCAGGAUCUUUCAUGCUUCUAGGUUGGUCACCAUUCUUGAAGCAUAUGCUCUUUAUGAUCCUGAAAUUGGGUAUUGCCAAGGAAUGAGUGAUUUGCUUUCUCCUAUAAUUACCGUGAUAACUGAAGAUCAUGAGGCAUUCUGGUGCUUUGUAGGGUUCAUGCGGAAAGCUCGGCAUAAUUUUAGGCUUGAUGAGGUUGGGAUUCGAAAGCAACUGAACAUUGUAUCUAGGAUCAUCAAGUUCAAGGACUCCCACCUUUACAGACACCUGCAAAAUCUCGAAGCGGAGGAUUGCUUUUUUGUUUAUAGGAUGGUUGUGGUACUCUUUAGAAGGGAAUUGACAUUUGAACAGACACUGUGCCUAUGGGAGGUGAUGUGGGCUGAUCAGGCAGCUAUUAGAGCUGGUGUAGGUAAAUCAGCUUGGAGCAGGAUUAGGCAACGAGCCCCACCCACGGAGGAUCUGCUGCUCUACGCAAUUGCUGCCUCGGUAUUGCAGAAGAGAAAGUUGAUUAUAGAGAGAUACAACAGCAUGGACGAAAUAAUAAGGGAGUGUAACAGUAUGGCCGGGCAACUUGAUGUAUGGAAACUAUUGGACGGUGCUCAUGAUUUGGUGGUGACCCUCCAUGAGAAGAUAGAAACCUCGAUUUAACGAGUAAAUGCCCAAUUGUUGGGUUGUUAGUUUACGUGCCAUUCUUCCUGGACCCGUAUCUAGGCUUCUGCUUGGAGAAAGUGCAGCUCUCUUGGCUCUUAUUCAAGGGGGUAGCCAGAUGUUUCUUUUGCUCACAUUCUUGUAGCUCACUCAAAGCUCACUCAAGUUGUAGUGACGGAUUUUAAUGAUGAAUCACUAUAAUUUGCAUAACAUUGCAUCCUCACCUUGAUCUGUUUCAGAGUGGCUGCAUAAUAGCUGAAAAUGGGAGUAGCCUAUCGACAAGCACGAGAAUGAAUUUUGAAAAAGUAGAAAAUAUCAGGUCAUUUGUGUACGUUUAGCUGGAGUAAUAACUUCUGGUCUACAUUGUUGGUUGUUUUUUUGUGAACUUGGUUCAUGUAAUCUGUUUCCAGUUAACCAAAGUCUAUAUGCAAGAAUUUUAGUCGAAUCUUUCCG
This is a messenger RNA of Cucurbita maxima (winter squash), 2540 nucleotides long. Its product is annotated as small G protein signaling modulator 1-like. The transcript is spliced from 5 exons. The record is from RefSeq and is a predicted model, not a curated record. Lineage: Eukaryota; Viridiplantae; Streptophyta; Magnoliopsida; Cucurbitales; Cucurbitaceae. Gene Ontology annotation, molecular function: GTPase activator activity. Gene Ontology annotation, biological process: activation of GTPase activity. The coding region runs from base 300 to 2087 and encodes 595 amino acids.